Messenger RNA from Callorhinus ursinus (northern fur seal), 306 nucleotides. Its product is annotated as vacuolar ATPase assembly integral membrane protein VMA21-like. Gene Ontology annotation, biological process: vacuolar proton-transporting V-type ATPase complex assembly. NCBI's taxonomy places the organism in Eukaryota, Metazoa, Chordata, Mammalia, Carnivora, Otariidae. Gene Ontology annotation, cellular component: endoplasmic reticulum membrane. The record is from RefSeq and is a predicted model, not a curated record.
AUGGAGAGCCUUGAUAAAAGGGCGCCGAAUGCGGUGCAGCCGCCCGACCUCAGAAAUGAAAGUUCACUGGCAUCUACCCUGAAGACGCUCCUGUUCUUCACAGCUCUAAUGAUCACUGUACCUAUUGGGUUAUAUUUCACGACUAAAUCUUAUGUUUUUGAAGGCGCCUUUGGGAUGUCCAAUAGGGACAGCUAUUUUUAUGCUGCUAUUGUUGCGGUGGUCGCCGUCCAUGUGGUGUUUGCCCUCUUUCUUUAUGUGGCCUGGAAUGAAGGCUCACGACAAUGGCGUGAAGGCAAACAGGAUUAA